Messenger RNA from Didymodactylos carnosus, 1404 nucleotides. NCBI's taxonomy places the organism in Eukaryota, Metazoa, Rotifera, Eurotatoria, Philodinida, Philodinidae. The record is from the annotation of a GenBank genome assembly.
AUGGUAAUACUAGUAUUACUCUCUCUCCCACUAAUCGUAUCCGGCCAAUUUUCAGUGGGUAUUAGUUUGAGUGUAUGUGUGAAAGACAAUCAACCAACUCAAAUCCGUUUAGCAUUUAUUCCAAAUGGAAUGACCGUUUCAUGGACAACAUCAAGUAAAGCUAAUUCUCCAACAUCAGUAGUAAAAUAUGGUUUAUCAAAAACAAAUCUUAAUAAACAAGCUUCAGGUUACGUAACCACCUAUGGUACAUCUAAUUUUCAUAAUGUUUUACUCAAGGGAUUGACACCAAAUACAAUCUACUAUUAUCAAAUCGCUGCUAGUGGAACCGUUGGUACAUCAGGCAAAUAUUCUUUUAAAACUGCUCCAGAACCAUCUAAUGGACAAUUUACAGUAACAAUUCUUGGAGAUUGGGGUAGUACUAAAUUCCUGUCUUUAAUUAGAAUACCGACAGACCCAGUAUGUAGUUGUUCAGGUGAAACUUUAAAAGCACUUAAGAAAAAGUUAUCAUCAACUGAUUUCUUCUGGCAUUUGGGUGAUGCUGCAUAUGCUGAUGAUUUUUAUUUGCAGACGUACUAUAAAAGGUUGUUUCCUGAUCCAUAUGAAGCUCUUCUCGAUGAUUUUCAAUGUACUCUUCAACCAUUAUCAUCAACUAAAAGUUACAUGAUAUUACCUGGUAAUCAUGAAGUGAAAUGUGCUGAAAUACCAGUAUAUGAUUAUUGUUCAAAGUCAAACUCGAAUUUCACUACAUUUUUAGACCGUUAUCGUAUGCCUGGUAUUGAAAGUGGUGGUUUUUCAAAUUUAUGGUACUCAUUUGAUUAUGGUCUAGUACAUUUUGUAAUUAUUAAUACAGAAACAGAUUUUCCAUCUUCACCAUCUGGCCGUGGUACCUUAUUAAACGCCGGAAAUUUUGGUACUAAAGGUGCACAACUAAAAUGGUUAGAAAAUGAUUUAAAAAAAGCCAAUAAUAGACGUGCUCAAAUACCAUGGAUUAUAGUUGGCGGUCAUCGACCAUUCUAUUCAAGUGCUUUUGAUUCGAUAUGUGAUAUAUGUAGAGCGGUUUUUGAGCCAAUAUUAAUCAAAUAUAAAGUUGAUAUGUAUUUUUCGGGACACGCACACUGGUAUGAACGUACUUAUCCAAUUAAAAAUGGAAAAUUCAAUAAAAAUCCAAAUAGUUACACACAUCCAACUGGAAUAAUUCAUUUGACCACUGGUGCUGCUGGAAAUCCUGAAUGCGGUGAAGGGCAAGUAUCACCGGCAAGUUAUUCGGCUAACAUAUCCUAUCAGUGUAGCUUUGGUCAACUACGUAUAAACAGUCGAACAAAUGCUAAAUGGACAGUUUUUGAUACGACAUCGUCGAAGAAUAUGAAAAUAAUUGAUCAGAUUGACAUUAACAUAAAACAUUGA